Molecule: messenger RNA, 3111 nt
Organism: Mycena citricolor
Lineage: Eukaryota; Fungi; Basidiomycota; Agaricomycetes; Agaricales; Mycenaceae
Source: the annotation of a GenBank genome assembly
CUCACACUUGCCUUUUGUAGCGCGGCUGAAUCGAGGGAGGCGGUCUCAUCGACAAAGCCUUACUGAAACAUACGUUCGAAAGGGCUCAUUCAAUUUUAUCCUAAUCCUUUCUAUUCUUCGACCUUGCAGACUCGAAAGCUAUUCUAUGGCUAGCGAAAGCGUGCAGCAAAUCGACAAGAAAAGCAAGAAGCGCAAACGCGCAGAGGCAGAAGCAGAGGAAUCACCUGCGGCUGCGGCGCGCGAGCCCAAAUCCAAGGAAAAACGGAAGAAGAACAAACUUGAGGCUCCCGUGGAGACUGCAGUCGAUCUGGAUCAGAAAUCCGAUCGUAAAAAGCACAAGUCCAAAAGGAAAGACCGAAAGGAUCCGGAAGUAGACGCCGAAUCUGAACCUCCAGCUGCGACGGACGUCGAAGCCGAACCUGCAAAGAAGAAAUCUAAGAAAAAUAAAACUGGUUUCCCGGACCCGGAAGAGGACUCGGCGCUCUCUGAGCAAGCCAGCAAGGCUCUGUCCUAUGCAUUCUAUCGUUUCAGGAAACCGUCCAAGUGGAAGUUCUCGAAAGCCAAGCAGAACUGGCUGACACGCAAUUUUUGGUCUGAAAGCGCCAUUCCCGAAUCCCAUGUUCCACUCGUCACGAAGUAUCUGUCCAAUGUGCAGGGCGGUGUACGAGAAAACUUGCUCAAGAAUUGCCAGUCCAUCUUGUCACCCGCAUCAGAACCACCUGCUGAAACCGAAACUAAAACUCCUGCCCCCGAUGUCUUGAAACAAACACGCGCGCAAUUGCUGUUAGACUCAUUGGAAGCAGCAACGCAAGAGAGUUCAACAGCUGUAGAGACAUAGCACUUUGGGAUACGACCGCACUUCUUCACGUACAUCCAGUAAACGCCCACUCGUCUGCCUUACUGGAAUAUCCAACUUCCUCUGUGCUGACAGUAUUGGAUAUAGCAAGAUGAGUAUAUGUCGGGCCAUUCGGGUCUUACUCGACAAGUCAUGAAUCAUGGCAGCAGGUAACAACGAUAAUACAAACAAAAUAGUACACACAGGCCCUAGACUAUCAGAUCAACUGUCCAUCUUACGAAUAGUUCUGCGAUCCCUCUCCCCGAGGACCUUGACGAUUCCUUCGUUCUCCAAUGCCUUGAUCACCUCCGUAAACUCGGCAAUAUCAAUCCGGACGCUGCUCUGAUCGCCCAGAGACUGCAUCGCAUCGGCCCAUCUCACACCACGCGUCUUGGCACCGGCUGUGGAAUCCAGUAUGCUCAAAAUGCCCCUUCUCAUAUCUUCACGCUGCCUGCGCUGGCCAGCGCCCGUGCCAGUGUUCAGCAGGCCCAUGUCGAUCUUCCCGGUCCUCGGAUCCAUCGCACUCGUCCUAAUGGCCUCUCGCAUCAACCGCCCGGCCUCGCGAACAUCGCGCAGCUCGACAAACUCGCUCAGGCGCAUACGCGCAUGGCCCUCUGAUAACCGAAUCAGACUCUCCAGCUGCCGCGUAGUCGCUGUGAUUCGCUUCUCGGACGACCCUGCAUCGGAACCCAUGUUCCGCAUCUCGACGUAUGAGCGAACAAGCUCGUCGCCAGCCGCUUCCGUGAUCACAGGAUGCACACGAGAUCGUGCAUAUGAGAUGUAACCAGAGAGUUCAGGUAGCGCCUGAUAACCUGGUCAGAGGGCGACCACAGGUAACCCUAAAGCAACGCACCAAGAGCUCAUCGGCCUCCCUCCGGUUGGGAGUGUCUUCAAGAUACAACCCCACUAGAUGCUGCGCCAGUUUCCGGUCCAGGUUCUCGUCUACUUGGUCGAGCACGAGAUACAACAGGUCGAAACGCGAUAUGAGCGUCGGAGGCAGGUCAAUGUUCCUCGUGAUGGGCAGGUCAACGUCAUACUUGGACCCGACAGGAUUGGCGGCGGCGAGAAUCGACGUCCGGGCGUUGAGAGUGGUGAUGAUCCCGGCUUUAGCGAUCGAGACAGUCUGUUGCUCCUGUUUCCUCGACGCUACGCGUCGCAUCGGACAUUUUGUCAAAUUCGUCAAUACAACAAACACCGCCGUCGCUGAGGACGAGAGCACCACUGAAAACAGCGCCUUAGAGAGACACAAGGAGGUCUUGAACAUCGCUCACCUCUCCAGCACUAGUUGUUUUGAGUCGGGAUCGCGCGUCACAUACGCUGUGAGACCCACGGCGGAGGAGCCUUUGCCAGACGUGUAGACUCCCCGGGGGGCAAUUUUGUGCACAUACUGCCCGUGAUUAGUGUACACCUCGCAGAAUUAGAUCGAACUCACCUGAAGAAUCUGGGAUUUACUCGUUCCAGGGUCACCGACCAACAGGACAUUGAUGUCACCACGAUAUCGAGGUCCACCAGCUCCUCCGCCACGCUCAAUACUCUUGUUGGUACCUCCAAAGAGUUGGAGCAGAAUGCCCUUCUUCACGUCGUCCAUUUCCCAAAUACUCGGAGCAAGCGAGCGGGACAACAAAUCGUAGACGUCGGGCCUCUGACUGAGCUGACGGAUUCUGUUCUCCAAUUCUGUAUUCAAGACACCUUGUUCGUCACGCUGGCCCUCCAGAUCACCAACACCCCCGAUUCCAGGCAUACGAUCGGCACUCCCCCGUGUCGUGGGAUCGAGAGCGACUACACCUUCGCGGCCAUCGGCGCCUCCGAUGAGCCGCACGUGAACGACAUCCAGGUAUGUCUUGAACAGACUCUUGAGCUUCCGCUGCCGCGGAUUCACCCGCAUGGGAAUGCUGCGGAAGAUCCCAGUCACGACCAUUCGGUCACCAGGCUUGGCGAUGUCGACCAGCUCGUCGUAGACACUCAAACUGACCGUGUGCGGCGUCUGGCCAUCAGGCACGACAUCCGGCGUCUCUUGCAGUCGAAUCACUUGUCUGUCCGCGAAUGUACAUCGGUUGUGGAUUAGCGAAAGCGUUCCCGGUGAGGCACAGACGUCUCGCGGACAGACGCUCGGUUCCGCAAUCUUGCCACGGUCAAUCUCGACCUGAGUCGUGUGCGAACAGUUGAGGCAACGGAAGAACGCGGUCUUCAUGUCGGGAAUGAUGGGCGUCGUGCGGAUAACAAGCCCGUUGAUGGCGACCAGCUUGUCCGUAUCUGCCUACAGGUUAGUUUGUGAA